AUGACUUCUUCGAUAGUGAUUAGGUCAGACGAUGAAGAGUUGAAUGAGUUGAAUGACACGUCUUUAGCUAGCGAAGCAGAUUUAAAAGCACUUGUUAAAGAGCAACAGCAGCAACAACAGCAGCAACAACCAAACAAUUAUGAUGACGACGCGCAACAUCAAGUCCACACUGAACAGGAUGAAUUCAACAAACUAAGCAAGGACAGGAAAUUCGAUAGGUUAAACAAUCUAAUUGAAAAAUCUCAAAUUUAUUCCAAAAUUAUAGCAGAUAAUAUCCUACAAACUUCGUUGGAGAAUAAGAAAAUAUAUGCGGCUGCAAAAGGUGAAAAUGAACAACAACAGCAACAGCAACAGCAACAACAACAGCAACAACAACAGCAACAACAACAGCAACAGCAACACGAGACUAAUAAAAGAAGAAGAACCGAUGAUACCUCCACUCCAUCUUCGCAAAAGGAUAAGAAAAGGAAAACAAGAUCAACCGAGAAAGAUGGAAAGCUGAAAUCUCGUGACAUUACUACAAUGUUAUCUACCAGUAUCUCAGACUCAACUAAAACCACAAGAGAAAAAAUUGAAAAAUCACAAACUGAACAUUCGACAUCACAACCAAACAUUGUUUCGGGAGCAGUUAUGAAGGACUACCAGCUCGAUGGAUUAGAAUGGCUCCUGACCCUAUACCAAAACGGUUUAAAUGGAAUAUUGGCAGAUGAAAUGGGAUUGGGCAAGACAUUACAAUGCAUCUCGUUUCUCGCAUACUUGAUUGAAAACGGCAUAAAGGGACCUUUUUUGGUAGUUGUACCGCUCUCAACCUUGUCAAAUUGGGCAAAUGAAUUGCAAAAGUUUGCUCCAAGCAUCAAAGUGUUGAAAUACGCGGGCGCAAAACAAGAACGUGCAAACAUCGAACUUUACUCGACAAAGGCAAAUGUUGUGAUAACAUCGUACGAAAUAUCUAUCAAGGAUUUCCACAAGUUCUCCUUGAUAAAUUGGGCAUACUUGAUUGUUGAUGAGGGCCACAGGUUAAAGAAUAGCCAAUGUUUACUCAUUAAAAUAUUGAAAAAAUUGAACACAACAAACAGACUAUUAAUCACAGGCACACCAUUACAAAAUAACUUGAAUGAAUUAUGGUCAUUACUCAAUUUCAUACUACCCGAUAUAUUCCACGACUUGGAGUUGUUCCAGCAAUGGUUCAACUUUGACGAGCUAACCACAAUUGAACAAAAUGAACAGGACGAGGAGACGAAAAAGUUUAUAAAGUAUAAUAUCCAAGAAACAUUGAUCAAGAAUUUGCACACUAUACUAAAGCCAUUUAUUUUGAGACGCUUGAAAAAAGAUGUUAUCAAGGACCUUCCACCGAAAAAGGAGUACAUAAUCCAUAUACCCUUGAGUGGUUUGCAAAGGAAAAUAUAUCUAGAUGCAUUAAACAACCAAUUGCAACAAGGAUUGGUUGAAACCUACUUUAAGGAAUUUAUUGAAUACAACCAUAAACAAUUGUUUAAAGAUUAUGAUUUGAAUGCCUUUUUAGAAAGCAAGUUCAAGCCGAAAGUUCAAAUGAGGGAUAAACGAAUUGAUAGAGCUUCAUAUAAAGAAGCCGAGUCUGAAGAUGAGUUUGAAGUUGAAGUUGAUGAAACUGAAGAGAAGAACGAUUCAGGAUCUCUGGAUAAACAAACACCAUCUUAUGAAGAAGCAUUUGAACAAAUUCACCAAAUAAAGACUACACGCGACAAACAGCAACAGCUCAUACUUGAAUCUUUAUACACAAAAGUUUCGUCCCACAUCCGACAUCUCAAACUUCAGGCAUUGCGAAUGGUUCAAUUGCGAAAUAUAUGUAAUUCGCCAUACCUAUAUUAUGAACCAUUCCCUAUGGAUGGUGAACACGAUGAACAGUUUAUGAAUCGUCUAGUGACCAAUUCAUGCAAAUUCCAAGCACUAGAACAAAUCCUACUCCCGCUCAUCACAAACAUUGAAAAAGAACCAACACUUAAAACAACAACAACAACAAGAACAGCAAAAACAAAAACAAAAACAAAAAGCAAAAAAAACAAAACUGGUUCUGUGUCUUCACAAAAUCACAAGUGCCUUAUUUUCUCGCAAUUCACAAAAGUAAUGGAUCUCAUCCAGGAUUGGCUACAUUUCCAAAACAUCAAAGCAUGUAGACUUGAUGGUCUGACUCCACAAGAAGAACGAGCCAAACAAAUCUCUCAAUUCAAUGACUCCAAUUCUUCAUACAAGGUUUUUCUUCUUUCAACAAGGGCUGGUGGUUUGGGUAUCAACCUCACUGGUGCGGACACUGUGAUUCUUUUUGAUAAUGAUUGGAAUCCUCAAAUGGAUUUGCAAGCUAUAGACAGGGUGCAUCGAAUUGGACAAACCAAACCCGUAAAGAUCUAUAGGUUUGUUGUGCGAGAUUCAAUUGAAGAGAUUUUGAUUGCAAAAAGCAGUUCAAAACGGUUCUUGGAGAAGUUAGUGAUUCAAAUGGGAGAGUUUAAGUUCAACAAGAUCAAGCAGAUGAUUGGGGAGGGAGAUAAGGGAAAUGGCGAUGUAACAGAAUUGGAUGUGAAGCAAUUGCUUGAAUUAAGUAAGAAUAACUUUAGGUAUAAACUGGAGUUUGAGAAUGAAAUUGAGAAUGCACAGGAGAAAGGAAAGGAGAAUGGAAAUGAGAAUACAGCAGAAUCGGAACUUUUUGAAUGCAAGAGAUAUGGUCAGACUGGAUUUAAAUUGACAAGGGAGGAAUUGCAAGAGUUGCUCGAUCGAUCGGAUGAGUGCUAUUACAAAGAUCUACAAGAUGACUCACGUUACAAAAACAUUACCAUUUUCGAAACGGUAAAUAAUAUGGAUAAGUGA
Messenger RNA from Lodderomyces elongisporus, 2838 nucleotides. RefSeq names its product putative ATPase (gene IRC5). The transcript has a single exon. Gene Ontology annotation, molecular function: DNA binding; ATP binding; ATP-dependent chromatin remodeler activity. The record is from RefSeq and is a predicted model, not a curated record. NCBI's taxonomy places the organism in Eukaryota, Fungi, Ascomycota, Pichiomycetes, Serinales, Debaryomycetaceae. Gene Ontology annotation, cellular component: nucleus. Bases 1 to 2838 code for a protein of 945 amino acids.